GGAUGGUAUCGGGUCCGGACUACAACCGAGUUCGCGAUGGCUGUCUGCGUGGGGACCAGCUUGCGUAUCGAAUCGCCAUGUACGCGAUGCAACGCCGUCUCGACAUCUUCAAGGAUACACCGACGGCCCAGAGCCGCCUGCAAUGUCGUACCGGUGUGAUUGGGUACCGGUGCACACAUUUUCAUACGUCACAUCGUCUACCAGCCGUGAACACGUCCCUGAGUGUGUGCAGCGCUAAACAGCCCAAGAAUGUGCCCAAUCACCACACCGUCGCAGAGGCCGACUCUUACGUCGACUUUUCCUACGGCAAUCUGUGGGGCUGUGGCGAAGGACGGUACACCCCCGGAAGCCCCACCAGUAUGAGUCGGUCGCUGUACGUCUUUAAUAUCCCCAAUUUCCUGCCGCUGGAGCGGAUCGAGGAGCUCUUUGCAAAGUAUGGCACCGUCGCCAACAUCAAGCCGCUGCCCAUGAAACGGCCCGACCAACCCCAGGCCCUUUUCGUAGACUUUGACUCUCUCCAAGCCGCAGAGGCCUUCUUUAACAACCCACCCGAAGUUGAUGGCCAUCGACUCCGUUGCGACUUUCAGUCUAGACCCCGUGCUCAACCCAACCCAGGUUUGCACGUGGGUAACCUGGACGCCAACAUCAACGAGGCUGAACUCCGGCAGCGAUUUGCUCAGUUUGGGACUCUUGUCGAUUUUCGUGUCUGCCGAAAAGAUCAGCACGCCUUUGCCUUUGUGACCUACCCCACCACCGAGGAGGCCAGUCGGGCCCGUGAACAGCUCAACUGCACUCGCCCCACACAGGCCUCAACUCUUGACAUGGACAUUUCAUAUUUUGCCCAGGACCGUCGGCGAGGCCCUGGUCCAGCCCCUGCCCGUGGGCCCCCGCGUGACCCUGCCCACAUGCCCCCCCGUGGCCCGCCACACGAUGCACGGCGCUUUUCACCAGCCCGAGGGGGUUUUGGCCCACCAUCGGCCGGGCCCCCGCGCAGCCGGUCUCGCGAACGCUUCGACGAUCGUCCUGCUUACGGCCGCCCUGGAGCCCCGGCUUUUUCGCGUGGCCCUGCACCUCCCCGCAUGGAUGAACGCCCUUGGCCCGCUCAGAGAUACCCUUCCCAUGACACUCCGCCUCGUGGAGAGGCUCGCCCCGAUUUUCAUCCAGGCCAUCGCCCCGACACCUACCGUGGACCUGGUGCCGAUCCUUCUAUUCGAUCUGAUUACCACCCCGAGUCCACCCGAUACCUCCCGCCCAGCCAACAACCCGACCUUCGAAGUCAGAAUCCACCACCCAGGCGACCUCUCAGUCCUCCACCCACCUCAUUUCGUGCAAAUGAUCCUUCUCCGGCCUGGCAAGAAAGUCGCGCCCCCCGUGAUUUAGCUUCCCGAAGUGGCCCACCCCCUCAAAGCUAUGGACCUGGCCCCUCCCAUCCUCGCUCACUCGAUCGGCCGCCGCUCGGUCCGUCAGGAGAUCUCCGUGAUCACCCUCGCCGCUUCUCUCCUGAGCGUCGACUGCCCCCUCCGGGCCGUUUCUCCCCCGACCGCCGUCCACCGCUGCCACAACGGUACCUGGAUCACCCCAUCGCCGGUUCACUGCCCGAUCCGCUACCCAAACGAGCACGGCUGACAGAGGCUCCCCCACCUCGCUCUGAACGCCCCCAUUUGAACGUGGAACGUGAUCGGGUACCCAUCCGCCGGCGAUCCUUGGCCUAUCAACCCGAGAAAGAGGCUCGUCCCGGCAUGUUGGACGGUCUGACCAUGGAUGAGGUGCCAGCACCCACGCCAACACCCACAUCAACUUUGAAUGCACCGGCUGCCGCAGAUCCAAGCCCAGUCCUGGCGAGCGUUUCAACUGCUGCAUCUGAUAGAACUUCCGCGGCCCCAGCGGCCGAUUCCACCACAAGUGGACCAGUUCCUGCAGCAGCAACGAUAACGAGCGCCAACCAAUCUGUGGAGCAGCCUCGUUCUCGCACACCCCCGCCCAACCAACCCGAGCCUGCCCGUGCUCAACCCCAACCCAAGAGCCUAUACAUUGUCAAUCUUCCGCGCACCAUGGCAGGUCCAGAACUUGAAGAGCUCUUGGCACGAGAAAGCCAAGCAUAUGGACCCGUCGAAAGUGUUCGUGUCAAGCUUUCUCGACAAAAGGUAUUCGCCUUUGUCAAUUUUACCACCCCCGAGAGUGCUGCCAGAGCUUUGGAAGGUCUUCCGCGCAUCACCAUUCAAGGCGAACAUCCCCAAGUGUCAUUCCAGACACAUCAAACAGUGGACGUGAACAAGCUUGCGGUGACCCGUGCUGAUAUCGCCGAAUUCCUGCCUCCCGGCGCUUGGGAGGGCCGUCUGUCUUCGACCCUGUUUGUUGGCAACGUGCAUCGGGAUACCACCGAAGCCACCCUUCGCGACAUUUUCUCCAAAGUUGCACCGGUGGAAGAAGUCGUUUUACAUGCUUCAAAGAGUGGCCCGGAUGCCACCAGAAGCGCUCCUUAUGCGUUUGUCCGCUACGCUUUCAUCUGCGAAGCCGCAGCUGCACGCAAGUUUCUCAUGGGGGCCUUUAUUGAUGGCAACGCUGUUCACAUCAAUCCAGGCAAACCCAUUGAGAGCCGAUUUGUGUGGAUGCACAAACUCCGAGGCACCCCACUGCCACAGGAUGUGCAUGAGGUGCUCCAGGCAGAGCGCAUUCGCGUGCUCCGCAUUUUUGCCCUUGAUGAUGUGGGCGGGCUCGGCGUGGCACUUGAGCUUGAGACGCCGCGCGACGGUGUUCUGUUGCGUGAUCGUCUCUUUGGUCAGCCUGUGGAACACCGCUCGUUUCGUUCUCCGCGCAUUAUGCUCGACUACUUGGAUGAACAACACAUCCAUUAUCUGGAAGCCAAUCGUGUGCCCGUCUGCAGGUUUGGCGCUUUAGAGCGAACACCACUUGAGCCCUCCAUUGAUCGCCGCCUUGGCGACGCAGCCCGUUCAGCAGACAAUCCUCACGCGAAGCAGGCUGAGCAACGCUUGGAGGCACGGCAACAACGAUUUGCCCAGGCAUCAGAUGCAUUGCCGGUCCCAGGACGCGAGGAGCCACGUCAUGAAGCAAUUGCUUCAGCCGGCGAAAGGCAACCCGAAAGUGCACAUGUGGCCCCUGCAAACACAGUCACCCCGAUGGCCAUUCCCACUCAACCUACGCGGGGAAAUUCGCCACCUCAGCCAUUGUCCGGGGGCAACUCGCCGCGCCCUCCAACCAGCGCACCAAAGGCACAUGUGCCUUCCGUGGUGUGGCAGGGCCAGCUGCAGAUCAAGAGCCAUGUGGCACGCGUACGUGCUGUGCACAUUUGGGGUCCUCAGGACUUGGCUGGAAUGCUGCCGGGUGCGCCCGAGCCCACCUUGUUGAUCAAACUUCGCAAGCGCUUGGAGAGCGUGGAGCAGCUUGUAUCAAGGUGUUCCGAAUCGCCCACACCGCCCCCGCUGCUCAUUACGGCGCUCGAACUGGUGCAAGAGAGCCCGGAGCAGGUGGACAAUCUCCAACGUUACUUUACACAAUAUCUGCAGGACAAGAACGUGGCAGGCCUCAUUCCCAUGCCCAAGGCUACGGUUUUUGUGCUCCCUGCCGCCGAACCGACGCUGCGUGCGGCACGGAGCGUAGCAUCCGCGCAUCCUGCCCUUGCCGAUGGACUGAAGAACAAACUUCUGAUGGUGGUCGAUGGGACGCCUCCAGACGAUGCUUGA
Molecule: messenger RNA, 3701 nt
Organism: Monosiga brevicollis MX1
Lineage: Eukaryota; Choanoflagellata; Craspedida; Salpingoecidae
Exons: 8
Coding region: 3-3701 (1232 amino acids)
Molecular function (GO): RNA binding
Source: RefSeq, a predicted model, not a curated record